Messenger RNA from Rhagoletis pomonella (apple maggot), 5130 nucleotides. RefSeq lists its product as uncharacterized. NCBI's taxonomy places the organism in Eukaryota, Metazoa, Arthropoda, Insecta, Diptera, Tephritidae. The transcript is spliced from 2 exons. Gene Ontology annotation, molecular function: RNA-DNA hybrid ribonuclease activity; nucleic acid binding. Bases 1 to 5130 code for a protein of 1709 amino acids. The record is from RefSeq and is a predicted model, not a curated record.
AUGGGACCAUUUAAAGGCGACUACACGCUCGGGUUUUGGAUAGCGGCUCUGAGUGGGGACCCAACAGAAAUGAAAAACAAUGAAAAUAACGAAAACAAAAAAAACAAAAUUACGAAACAUAAGCUUUCGAGCGGUGGCGGGGAGUCGGAGCCGACCCCCAAAGCCGGCUCAUCUGGGGGGGCUACAGCACCACCUUCGGUACGCGAGGCGAAACCGCCUCGGUCUACAAUUUCCAUCUCUGAGGGAUCCUUAACGGAUGGUCGCUCGGGGGGUAAGAACGCGUCGAAGCCGACGCACUUAAACGCUUCUGGGGGGUCAGGUGCUGUCGCCACUGGGAGGGCAGGAGUGCCGGAACCGGACUCCGUGGGGGUCUCUAGGCAAGGGGCCGGACUGAGAGAGCGAUUAAGGGGGGUGCUAGACGGAAUCGCCAGCACCAGCGCGGGCUCCUCUCCCAGUCUUCCGGGUCUGUCCUCGAAGGCUCCCUACAAGAAGCCUUCGGGAAUGCCUAAACGGCAAAUAUCGUCGGGCCGAAAGGCCUACUCCGACUGGCGCAUGGCUACCAAGAUUUUGGAGCGCUAUGGCGGUCAGGAUGCUUCUCAGCUUACUGAGAAACAUCUGAAAACGCUCGAGUGGGCCAAAGGGGUGCUGUGUGGCCGGGAUGAGAAGGCUAAGAACCCGACGAAAGGAGACGCGAGUGCGCCUCCUACGGGUCCUAAAAGACAAAGGUCUCAAGAGGGAGAAGGCUCCCACGCUAAAAGACCCAGAAAUGGGGUUGCGCCUGCUCUGUUCAGCGAAAUCGCUAAGCAGGCGGGAUCAACUACCCUGGGGGUCCUCGAUCGAGGCAGAGAAGAUGGCACCAUAUCCAGGGAAAACUGGAGGCGCGUGGCAGCGGCCAUCUCCUCUGUCUUUCUAAGGGUGGUCAGAGGAAACCCUGGUCCACCUCCGCGCUGUGAGGAUGGUGGGUGGCAUCAUGGCAUCCACAAAAGAAUUGUAUGCGCCGACGAGCGGUCGGCAUCGUUAUACAAGUCUGCAGUGUCUCUGGUGGGGGAGGUUUGGGAGGGCGCCAAGCUGGAAGCCGUGGAAGAAAAGGAUCUUCCUGCCCGCCCGCGGGCCCGUGUCUGGCUCCCCCCCGAGCCCUCCGCACCGGAGGAGAUUGAGGAAAUCCUCCGUUACUGCAACCCGCAACUGCCCACGCACAACUGGAGGGUUGUCAGAUUCGAGGGGUCCGAGGAUUCCGAGGAGUCGCAUCGGCAAGCGCUGAUUCUACUCAAUGCGGAAUCCCUCGGCCCUCUCGCUGAGUCCAGGGGAGUCAUCAACUAUGGAUUCGAAAGGGUAGUCCUUAGGGUCUACCAAUCCGAUUCCAGGGGUGAUGGCUCUCAACCUCCUGAGGCGCCGGAAGCACGUGAGCCCGCGGCGGAGGAAGCCCCCAUGAGCAUGGAGGUGGAAUCCGUCGUGUCGGGGGCGGAAAGUGCUGAGGAUGCCCUCUCAACGGAGGGAUCCGUCAGGACGUCGAACUGGCGUGGCUGGAGCGGACUUUGGAGGAUGAAGAUCCUGCAAAUAAACCUCCAACAUUCUAAGGCGGCGUCCGCAAAUCUCCUUAUCCACCUUGAGCAAGGUGGAGCCGAUGUAGUCCUGAUCCAGGAGCCGUGGCUAAGCAGUAGCGGUAUCUCCGGGAUCAGGACGCCUAAUUUCAAGCUGAUGGUGCAGAAUCAAGCAGGUAGACCAAGAUCCUGCAUGCUCAUCAGAAACGAACUCAAAGCACUAAUUCUACCUAAUUUCAGCAACGAGGACAUUGUGACUGUCAGCCUGGAUAGCGGUGCCGGAAAGCUCUGGAUCAUAUCCGCUUACAUGGCUCAUGAUGACGAGGUGGAACCACCUCCAUUACUGCUGCGUGAAGCCAUAGCCGAAGCGAGGCGACGGAAAGCCGACGUAAUUAUUGGGUCGGAUGCAAAUUCACGACAUUCGUGCUGGGGAAGCUCAGACAUAAAUGCAAGAGGUGAGUCACUUUUUGAUUAUAUUCUAAGUGUAGACUUAUGUAUCUGUAAUAGAGGAAACGAACCGACCUUUAUCACCGCGGCAAGGCAAGAGGUCCUUGACCUCACCCUAGCCUCGUCUUCUGUAAUAUCCCGCGUUUCUGACUGGAGGGUUCUUAAUGAUCACUCCUUUUCGGACCAUAGGUAUAUUCAGUUUUUUCUGGACGAAGAUCGUCCCAAAAGUAUCCCCUUUAGGAACCUUAGGAGAACAAACUGGGACCUCUAUAGUAAAAAACUUCGGGAAUUACUCCCAGAGGCCCCCCAGGAGAGCUUAAGCACCGAAGGCUCGAUUGAUGUUAUGGUGGAAAAGUUUACAUCAGCUUGUAGGAGUGCCAUCGAAAUCUCUUGCCCGCUGAGUAGGCCGGGGGGCAAAGUACGACCAAAAUGGUGGACGGUGGAACUCUCAGAACUCAGGGCGACGAGUAGACGCCUGUUCAAUAAAGCCAGGAAGAGUGGACAACACUCCGACUGGGAGCUCUAUAAGAUCGGACUGGGCAUCUAUAAGUCCGAGAUAAGAAAGGCCAAGAGCGAGUCAUGGAGAAACUUCUGCGAAGCCGUAGAAGGUUGUAAUGAAUCAUCUCGAUUUAGGCGAAUCCUUGCGAGGAAUCCCGUACCCUUGGGAUACCUGAGGGACGAAGAGGGCAACUGGGCGAUGAGUGGAGAGGAAUCGCUUAAGCUACUCCUUGAUACUCAUUUCCCAGAAAAUCCUGCACCGCGCGAACCUAUCGCUGUUGGAAAGGGCGAAUGCUCUACCUCCUCCUCCGGUGAAUUACUGGAGAGGCGCCGACUGCUCUGGGCAAUCGACUCUUUCAAGCCCUUCAAGUCCCCGGGACCGGAUGGCAUCAUUCCUGCGCAGCUGCAAAAGGCUGUGGAGGUCUCGUGCCGCUGGCUCACCCCUAUCUAUGCGAGCUGCCUAGAAAGAGGAUACAUCCCGGGGGCUUGGAGGUGCGUAAGGGUCACGUUCAUCCCCAAAGCAGGGAAGAACUCUCAUGUAUCCCCGAGGGACUUCAGACCAAUCAGUCUCUCAUCUUUCUUAUUGAAGACUUUUGAGAGACUGAUUGACCUGCACAUAAGAAACAGGAUUCCUCGAGAGCGUUUUAGCCCCUCUCAACACGCCUACCUGAAAGGUAGAUCCGUGGAAUCUGCCCUGCACUCAAUCGUCAAAACCAUAGAGGAGUCUCUUAAAAACAAAGAUUUUGUAGUGGGUACCUUCCUUGAUAUCGAGGGGGCUUUCAAUAAUGUCCUUCCUGGGGCGAUAAUAAGAGCCCUUACUAAGCUCGGAGUCGAGAGCUACUUAGUAAGGCUCAUCUCACACUUGCUGCACGACAGAACUGUCACAGCGGAAUGGGGCAACGCCUCUGAGCAGCGUAAAGUUAGCAGAGGCACCCCGCAGGGAGGCGUCCUUUCACCCUUCCUCUGGAUAGUCGUGAUAAACGACGUCCUGGAGGAAUUGGAGAGGACAGGAUGCCGGGUUAUUGCCUACGCGGAUGACGUGGCACUCAUCGUCAGAGGAAAGUUCUUGAACACUCUGUACGAUCUCAUGCAAGGGUACCUAAACAGGGUCACAAAUUGGUCCGCUAGCUGCGGGCUUGCUGUCAAUCCUGGAAAGACGGAGCUCGUUCUUUUUACCAGGAGGUACAAAAAGCCUCAUGCCCAGCUUCCCUCAAUAGGGGGUGUUCCACUUGUUCUCUCUGACAGGGUCAAGUUCUUGGGCGUGAUCCUGGACGGAAAACUGUCAUGGAAACCUAAUAUUGAGGAACGAGUGAGGAAGGCAUCGGUGGCCCUCUACUGCUGCAAGAAUGCCAUAGGGAAGAGAUGGGGCCUCUCCCCAAAAGUGAUGUAUUGGCUAUAUGAAACCAUAAUUAAGCCAAUAAUGUUGUAUGGGGUCAUCGUCUGGUGGAGUUCACUGGAAAAGACCACUCAUGUUAGGAAGCUAGAGCGCGUGCAAAGGGCAGCCCUCGUUGGGAUCAGCGGGGCGCUCCGAACCACUCCCACCUUAGCGCUAAACGCUAUACUCAAUGUCGCACCUGUCGAUAUUUCGGGCAAAGUAGCGGCGGUUCGCUCAGCCAUUAGGCUCAAAAGCUCUGGGUUCUCUUUCAAUCCAGCGCACGGACACUCGACAAUUCUCGAAAGCUUCGACUUCGUGCCGAAAGAAAUGGACCGGGGUCACCCGAGGCUGGCCCCUAAAGGAUCCUUCUCCACGCACAUCCCCUCUAGGAAUGAAUGGAAGAGGGGUGGUCUUUGGAGAAGAGGUCCAAUAAGCAUCUUUACGGACGGAUCGAAGCUGGAAGGGAGAGUUGGAGGAGGUGUCUACUGUCAGGAACUCUCAGUAGAUCUUACUUUCAGACUGCCGGAUCUCUGCAGCGUCUUUCAGGCAGAGGUGGCCGCUAUAAAGGAGGCAGCCGAUUGGCUACGCACCAAUGUACUGUCAAAAAGGAAGGUAAAUAUAUAUACUGAUAGCCAGGCGGCAAUCAAGGCGCUGGGAUCGCUAAUGGUGUGCUCAAAACUGGUUGGGGAAUGCCUGACCUCUCUCUCAACUGCCUCGGAGUACUUCCAGAUCAAACUGAUUUGGGUCCCGGGGCACAGUGAUAUCGCGGGGAAUUGCAGGGCUGAUGAACUGGCCAGGCAAGGCACCCUUGAGGCCAUCACCUCGGAUAGGGAGGGAAUUGGAGUUCCGUUGGCAACCUGCGGCCUGCUUUUGGACAGAUGGGCUCAUGGUCGGCUCAGCGAGCGCUGGGAAAAAACCCCGACUUGCAGAGUUGCAAGGUCCUUCUGGCCGGCUGUGGACCGCGGGCGGUCAAGGGAACUGCUGCAGCUGGCUAAGCGUCAGCUCUCGAUUUUCACAGGUGUACUGACCGGACACUGUCCAAUGGGAACCCACGCGGUGCGACUCAAUAUCGUCACGGAUCCCUACUGCCGCAGUUGCCUGGAAGACGAGGUGGAAUCAUCUCAGCACUUCCUACUCAACUGCCCGGCAUUCGCUAGAUUACGGUUUAAGCAUCUCGGUGCGCAUUUCAUCGACACUCCCGAGGGACUCUCCGGAGUGGACAUCAGCUGUCUGAAGAACUUCAUUAUGAGCACCCAGCGCUUCUCGUAA